GUUUUCAGAGUCUUCGGAGUUCGUAAUCUCGUCCAUCCAUUGAUGGACUGUUAAGUUUUGUGUAGUAAUUGUUAAAUUAUAUAUUUUAUCUCGUGAAAAUGGAUACAACUGGUGCUUACGGUGGAGGAAAGGCUGGCGGGGCUUUCGAUCCCCAAGCAUUCAUCCAGAGGCCACCCGUGAUUGUAAGGGCGGUUUGUUGGUUAUUCAGCGUGAUAGUGAUGGGCUGCAUAUCAGCCAAGGGUUGGUACAUCGACAAAGCAGACAACAAAGAAUACUGCGUCUACAACAAAGACACGAACGCCUGUAAUUACGGUGUCGGAAUAUCGGUGAUAGCUUUCAUCGCAUCUAUCGGAUUCAUCGCAGGCGAAUAUCUCUUCGAACAAAUGUCCUCGGUGAAGACAAGGAAGCACUAUGUUUUGGCUGAUAUGGGAUUCUCUGCUUUCUGGGCGUUCCUGUACUUCGUGGGCUUCUGUUACCUGUCCAAUGCGUGGGGCAAGACUGUGAAACCUCCUCUCGGCACCGCCAAUAACAUGCAAGGCGCCAUUGCGUUCUGCUUCUUCUCCAUCUUUGCUUGGGUGGCAUGCGCGUUCUUCGCGUUCCAACGAUUCCGUCUGGGCGCGGAGGCGGCGUUCGCCCCGGCCUACGAGGUGGAGGCGGCCGGCAGCCCCGGAGGGUUCCCCGCGUACCCGGGCGCGCCCGACCCCCAGCCGGCCUACAGCGACCCACCAUUCUCACAGCCCCACAACACCGCUGCUGGCAACAUCGACUACACCGCCCCAACUUAUUAAGCUGGCAACACACACUACGGUGCAUCUGUUAAUUUACUCCGCCUCUUGUUUUAUUUUGUUUUUAUAUGAGUAAGUAAUAAAAUA
Molecule: messenger RNA, 872 nt
Organism: Achroia grisella
Lineage: Eukaryota; Metazoa; Arthropoda; Insecta; Lepidoptera; Pyralidae
Gene: Syngr
Product: synaptogyrin
Exons: 5
Coding region: 99-788 (229 amino acids)
Cellular component (GO): neuromuscular junction; synaptic vesicle membrane
Source: RefSeq, a predicted model, not a curated record